Messenger RNA from Sarcophilus harrisii (Tasmanian devil), 3464 nucleotides. RefSeq names its product TP53 induced glycolysis regulatory phosphatase (gene TIGAR). The coding region runs from base 221 to 1036 and encodes 271 amino acids. The transcript is spliced from 6 exons. The record is from RefSeq and is a predicted model, not a curated record. Gene Ontology annotation, biological process: positive regulation of DNA repair; regulation of pentose-phosphate shunt; fructose 2,6-bisphosphate metabolic process. Gene Ontology annotation, molecular function: fructose-2,6-bisphosphate 2-phosphatase activity. NCBI's taxonomy places the organism in Eukaryota, Metazoa, Chordata, Mammalia, Dasyuromorphia, Dasyuridae. Gene Ontology annotation, cellular component: cytosol.
CUAUUGUAUAGAUCCAUGAGGGCGUCCCUCUCCGCCACCAGUAGGAACGGAGCCGGCCGGCCGACCCGCGGCUCUAAGUCUGCGCAGGCGGAAGUCUUCGGGCGUCUGCAGUACCGACUGAGCAGGGCUGGCGGCCAUAGGGUCUUCGGAGCCGAUUGCAGGCUGCUCUUGGGCAUCUCCCGAGACCCCCACCUCUCCUCGCCUCGACGCCGGGCAGGGAAUGGCUCGUUUCGCAUUAACCGUUGUCCGACAUGGAGAAACAAGAUAUAACAGAGAGAAAAUUCUUCAAGGUCAAGGUGUAGAUGAACCUCUUUCAGAAACUGGUUUUAGACAAGCAUCUGCUGCUGGUGAAUUUCUUAAGAAUGUGAAGUUUACUCAUGUUUUCUCUAGUGAUCUCACGCGUACAAAACAGACCACUGCUAUGAUUUUGGAGAAAAGUAAAUUUUGUAAAGAAGCAACAGUAAUAUAUGAUAGAAGACUUCGUGAAAGGAAGUAUGGCAUCGCAGAAGGUAAACCUCUAUGUGAAUUAAAGGCAUUGGCCAAAGCAGCUGGGGAACAAUGCCCAAAUUUUACACCUCCUGAAGGAGAAACAUUAGAUCAGGUGAAAUUACGAGCAAAGGACUUUUUUGAAUUUCUUUGUCAACUAGUACUGGAUGAAGUGGGUCAGAAAGAAAAGCCCUCAUCAGGAAUAAUGGACAGUGGCCGGGAGGCCUUUCUAACAGGAAUAUUUUCAUUAGGAAGCAAUUGUGGAUCUGAUCUUAAUUCAGAGAGUGUUUCCCAAGUAUUAGAUGCUAAUAUAUUGGUGGUGAGUCAUGGGGCUUACAUGAGAAACAUGUUUACUUAUUUUGUAGUUGAUCUAGACUGUAACUUACCAUCAAAUCUAACCAAAUCGGACCUCAGUUCAGUCAGCCCCAAUACAGGGAUAAGUCACUUUAUAAUAAAUGUAGAACAAAGUGCUACAGGAAUUAAAAAAACCAUAAAGUGCAUUUGUAUUAAUCUACAUGAUCACCUAGCCAGAAUAACAGAAAGUGCCUAGCCCCAAAUAAAUCAUUAGGAUCUUAAUAUUUUUGUGUCAUUGAGGGAGCACCUUGCUUCCAAUAGUUGUGAUUCCAAAUACUUAAAAAUUUCAAAAAUAGAUAACAAAAUGAACAUGGAAAGCUAAAACAUGUUCUCAAAGAGAACCCAGGGGAUGAGUUUUUAAGUAUGUUUUGAAAAAGAUCCACUACUGGCAUUUUGUAAAAGAAAUGUCACUUGAGUGACAUGUUGCUUUGACAUGUUAAAUGUCAUUUGAGUAGAAAUGGCCAUCUCCUUGUUGAUAAAAUCCAGUGUUGUCAAAUGAAAGUAUUAUAACUUUGUUAUAAUUUUGAAAUAUAAUUUAUUAUCAUUGUAUUUAAUGUAUUGCUUUAUUUUGCUAAAUGUUAGCACUGAGGAUGGUUAUUUUUAAUAACACUACCAUGAUUUAUAAAAGAAUUGCUUGUGUCUGAGAAUUUUUUUUCCUUUUUAACUAAUUUUGGCUAGAUUUUGCAGCUAUCAGAUCAUGUUUUUUGUUUUGUUCUACUUUGUUUCUUAUAUUUUUCAUAGCCCAAAAUAAUUAUAGGCUAUAUGAUUGACUUUUAGUGGGUAACAUACAUUAUAUUUCUUGCCCUUUUGUGUUUGGAAAAAGCAACUAUUUAUUAUGAAAUAUUGUCUCCUAUUAUAUAGAGUGCUUCUAAGCUGAAGAAAUCUACUUUCUGAAUAAAACAUUUAUCAACAUGAAGAUUAUAAAAAUAAAGCAACAUUAAUAUUUUUUAUGGAGAAAAUAAUUCUUAGAGCCUUUUAGAAGUAAGAUUACUUACUUCUAAAGAAUAAGACCUAGAUUCUAAGAAUAAACCUAGAUUAUUAGAACAAAAUAAGUUGCUAAAUCACAGAACUUUGGAUUCAAAGCGAAAGGAUAAGGAGAGGAUUUUUUAAGUCGUCCCACAAGAGGGAAAGAACACUAUCCUGGGAAUUUAAGAAACCUUGUCCAGAUCCUAGCUUUGCUCCUAGUAGUCACAUGCUCUUUGAUAGGACACUCCUUUCUGACUCUUCUGAGCUUCAAUUUCCUUAUCUAUAAAGUAUGGGGGUUGGACUAGAGCAUAUCUGGUGUCCCCUCCAUUCCUAAUAUGCUGGAAUUCUAAAUUGGAGAGAAUACAAUUUAACUUGGUUACUAAAUGGCUCCAGUAAACCAGUGAAGGGAAGGAUGAACCAGUGGAAUCAGCUUUGGAAAAGUAAGUGGAGCUGCUGUAAGGAGGAAAGAUGAGGGAAGGACCCUGAAUUAGGCUCAAGAUGGAGCAUUGAAUCCAACCUUCUCUUGUUAAUAUCUAUGUGAUUGGUUGUUUUCAUCUCUAAAAUGUGGUGAUUGGACUAGGUAAUCAGGGAAUCGGCUGGGUUUCAGAAAAAGCCCAAGACCUCACAUUGUAAGUUCUUGAUGCCUUUUCUGUUUCUGUUCAGACGCUCUAGUCCCUUCUUUGUCCAUUUCAAGUAAGAGUAAGGCUGAUCUGAUAUUCAUUUUUCUUAAACUCCCUCCAUAAUGGUACUGACUUCAGUUUGCUUUCCUAUUUGCACUUGUUCUCCUAUUCCUUUUAUUUUUCCUUUCCCCUCUUAAAACCUUAAAAACAGAAUCAAUCUACCUCCUGGAACCUCUCCUUUGCUUAUUUAACUCUCAGUACCCUUUGAAGAUGUUAAAAUUCUGAGGGACAAUGGUUUCUUUUCCUUCUAUCAGAAUGUCACAUCUUAUAGCUCCUUUUGCUUUGUCGAGUAAAUUUGUAUCAUUCUUUUGGAAUCAUGGAUGAUCAAGUUUGUCAAAUUUUUGUAAUGUUGCGCAGUUGUUCUUCUAGCUGUUCACUCUACAUUGGUUAAUUCAACUUCCCAGGUUUCCCUAAAAUUAUUCCCUUAAUUUUUUUUAGCAAAAUAGUAUUUAUUACAUUUGUAUGCUAUAAUAUAUAUUCAACCUUUUCCUAAUUAAUGGGUACCUCUUUAGUUUCUAAUUUUUUACCACUAUAAAAGAAGUUGAUAUAGAUAUUUGUAUAUAGGGACCUUUUCUCUUUGAUCUCUUUAAGGAUGGUUUAAGCACAGUUCCUGUAUUGCUGGAUGUAAAGGAUUUUCAUAAUUUACUGACUUUUGGCAAUAGUUCCAAAUUGCUUUGCACAGCUUCAUUUGUUUUCCUGAAGUCCCUUCUACCAUUUAUCAUUUUUAUUUAUCAGUAUUGACAAAUUGGGUGAGAGGUUGAACUUCAGUUACUUUAAUGAUCAUCUCUAAUGUUUAGUAAUUUGGAAUCUUUUUUUAAUAUAGAUAUACUGGAUUUCUUUGAGAACUGUUUGUUCAUAUUCUUUAACUGUCAAUUGUAGGGAACAACUUUUACUUUUGUAUAUAUUUGAAUUGGUUCCAUAUAUGUCUUAAGUGAAACUUUUAUUAGAAAAACUUUUUUUCUCCAGUUAUAAUCAUAC